This is a messenger RNA of Fusarium redolens, 675 nucleotides long. RefSeq lists its product as uncharacterized. Bases 1 to 675 code for a protein of 224 amino acids. Gene Ontology annotation, molecular function: RNA nuclease activity. The record is from RefSeq and is a predicted model, not a curated record. The transcript has a single exon. Lineage: Eukaryota; Fungi; Ascomycota; Sordariomycetes; Hypocreales; Nectriaceae.
AUGUCAGACUCUCCAAGUGUUGGGCUUCCUAGUCCACCAUCCCGCGGAAUCGGUCGAUUUGCACACGUCUACCUGGAUGAGUCCAACUUCAGAAUCAGUGGUGAAACUGCCAACAAGAAGCGCCACUCUGUCCAUCCCGAAGCACACUUAAGCUGGCAUUACGAUAUCUGCGCGCUAAAGGGUAUCAUCCGCAAGGGCUCUGGCAUCACAGUUGACGAAGCAGUGUCCUUUAAUGUCCACGGAUCUAAUCUUCACCAUUACAAGCCCCUGUACCGGGAUCUUAAGCUUCAUGCUUCAGAGGUCUUAAACUUACCUCGAAAUAAGAACAAUCAAGAGAGGCAGGUUGAUACCAGUCUGGUUAAGGACAUGACAGAUGACGUUACCAAGUAUCGGAAAAUGAAUGUGUCUGCUGUUUUUGCUUUUGUUUCUGGUGACAGUGACAUGAUUCCGGUAGUGAAGCAUGCUAUUUCGCACGGUUAUGCUGUGCACGUCUGGUCUUGGAAAAAGUCUACGUCUCGUGAAUACAGGCGACUUGAGCAGAAUUCGAGCCGAAAGGAUCUUAUAACGCUCACGUAUCUUGACGAAUUUCUAGACAUUCUGACUCUGAGUCACUCUAGUAUUCCUCUGGGGAAUAUCCUUAUCCCUCCUGAUGCUGUCGUUUUUGUUGACCCGUAG